This is a messenger RNA of Lasiosphaeria miniovina, 1713 nucleotides long. RefSeq lists its product as uncharacterized. The transcript has 3 exons. Gene Ontology annotation, molecular function: DNA-binding transcription factor activity, RNA polymerase II-specific; zinc ion binding. NCBI's taxonomy places the organism in Eukaryota, Fungi, Ascomycota, Sordariomycetes, Sordariales, Lasiosphaeriaceae. The coding region runs from base 145 to 1713 and encodes 522 amino acids. Gene Ontology annotation, biological process: regulation of DNA-templated transcription. The record is from RefSeq and is a predicted model, not a curated record.
CGUCGAUAGUCUGGUCGUCGAUAGUCUGGCCGUCGUCGUGUCCAGCACCCCUUCCGACCGCUGUAACUAGUUAAUUGCCCAAGCAGCUGGCGACAAGGCUUCGAUGCUCCCCGGCCGUCUGUUCCGUGCAUCUAUCCCCGAGACAUGAGUCUCCAUCUCCUCGCGCCGAAACGGGCAGCGUGUGAUCGAUGCCAUCGACUCAAGAUGCGCUGCAUAUCCGAGCCCGGGGGGAGAAACGCGCCGUGUAACCGCUGCCAGGGAGCCGAAGUGCCCUGCAACUACAGUCUUCCGCGGAAGCCCGGACGUCCCCCGACUAAGGCCGUCGGCACGCUCGUGCAGGGAGUGGGCGUCGGCCCCGAAGCAAGGGCGGCCCCGGCCGGGGCCAGUGCUGCGAGCAAGGCCGCCAGCAAGAGCGCCGAAGACGCCUGGGGAGAGGACAUGGCCGAGGACGACGAUGCUCUGUCGAGGACCGACGCCUUUGCCAAUCUGUUGAUGACCCAAGACAUGCUGUCGUGGCCGCCCGCCGGCUUCCUCGACGGCUUUCUCAACCACAUGAAGGCUGGCGGGCAGCCGUUAGACGAUGGCAGCGAUCCGCACGGCUUCUGGGGCGCUGACCACGCCCGCUUCGAUCCUUUCGCGUCGCUCCUCCCGCCGUUGAGUCGCCCCCAGACCCCGGCGACCCCGUCGCAGCUGCUGGCCCUGGGCGGCAGGGUCGUCCCGGGGACGGACGACUCUCACGGCCCUCUGCCGGUGCGGGGCCCAACCCCCAUGUCGGCCAGGUCGGGGUCAACAACGCCCACGGCAGGCGGCAAGACGCACCAGUACAUGCAGCAACUCUCCGACUUCAACGUGCGUCUCUCCCGGCCCGUGAACCUGGGCUCGGAAAUCAGCCCAGCCCAGCUCGAGCAGGUGGCCGCACACGUGCUCGAGAGCUCGGCCAUCUUUCUCGGGCUCGUCAACUUCCCGACUAGCGGCGGCCGAGAGACGGAGCCUCCAGGCGGCGGGGGCGGGGACGGGAGCGGGAGCGGGAGCGGGAGCGGGAGCGCGCGCCAGAAGAGGCGGCGGAAAUCGAACCAGACCAUGGCGUCGACGUACUCCAACGAGGACGAAGACGACGACGGCGGUGGGGGCGGGGGCGGCGUCAGCGGCGGCGGCGGCAUCCACGUGCCCGACACGGCCCACGUGCCCGACACGGCCCACGUGCCCGACACGGCGGCCGUGCUCCAGCUCGUCGUCUUCUCAAUGCGCCUGACCGAGCUGCACUACGAGCUGUACUCGGCCAUCCUCGGCUACCUCCAGCAGACGGACGCGGCGUCACUGCCUGGCGUGUCGCACGCGGACGGCGGCGCCGCGACGCCGCCGCCGUCCCCGCCGCCGCCGCUCUCGCUCUCCAUCGCCGGCGUGUCGCUGUUCCCGCACCCGCGGUUCCAGCUGCAGCUUCUCCUCCAGACGGGCGCGCACUAUCUUGGCAACAUUCAAGAAGCCAUGGCCAAGCUCGAGGCCCUGCGCCCGGACGCGUCGGGGUCGGGGUCGGGGUCGGGGUCGGUGUCGGUGUCGGUGCACCGGCCGUCGGCCCAGGGCUCGGUCAGCAUGGCUGUGCUGAUGCGCGCCGUCAUGAUGCAGGACCAGCAGAAGCGCAUGGGCGGCAUCCGCGAGGUGCUGGCGAAGCUGCGCGACGAGCUGGGCAUGGCGGUGCAGCUAGUUAAAUGGUAA